CGGCAGAUGUUCUUUCGCGCGUCAUCCACAAUCUAUCUCCCCACCCCCCACAUCCUACAUGAGCGGGGCCAUGUUCAGGGACCAAGGUCGCCUUCAUUUAUGUGGCCUUCGCCCCAUUUCAUUCAGCCAACUUCCACAACUUCUUCACGAAAAUGUCUGCUGCAAAGAGAAACCCACCCUUCCGCGCUGAGCACGUUGGCUCGUUGCUCCGACCGCAAGAGCUCGUUCAGAAGCGAUAUGACGUCGCUGCGGGCAAAGCUACCACCGCAGACCUUGAACCUUUGGAGGAUAAGUCAAUUGCGGAAGUCGUAAAACUGCAGAAAGACGCCGGUUUUCACAUCAUUUCCAGUGGAGAAUAUGCUAGGCACAUGUUUUGGGGUACCUUUUUCGAGGAGCUUCAUGGCAUGAAGGAGCUCCAGCUUGGCGUUCUGAAGGGAUACGACCAGUCCAUCUUCCGCGAAUACGCACCCGAUGUUAAGUCUUUCCUUGAAUCCAAGGAGAUCCCAAACGCGGUCACAGUCUGCGUGGACAAAAUUCGACAUCCAGGUCACUCCAGCUACCAAAGGGAGGUCGACAUCAUGAAGAAGCAGGUCCCUGAAAGCGAGUGGAAGAAUAUCAAGAUUACCAUGAUCUCCCCAAGCUGGUACCACUUUAGAUACAAGGCCGGCCGAGCAUACCCUAAGGAGGUAUAUGCUAACGACGAGCAAUACUUUGAGGAUGUUGCCAAAGCCUACCAGGAGGAAUUGAAAUUCCUCCAUGGUCAAGGUAUUAGGAACAUUCAGAUUGAUGAUCCCAACCUUGCUUACUUCUGCUCGGAGUCUAUGUUAGAGGGCUGGGCUGCGGACAAGGCCAACGAUAAAACUGCUGAUGAGAUGUUUGACGCCUACGUAAAAUUCUACAAUAAGUGUUUCGAGCGACCAGAGGACAUGCACCUUGGAAUUCACUUGUGCCGUGGAAACUACGUUGGCAGCCGUCAUUUCUCUGAGGGUGCCUACGACAUCAUUGCGAAGAAACUUUUCCAGGACUUGAACGUCGACACUUACUACCUCGAGUACGAUACUCCCCGCGCCGGUGGUUUCGAGCCCCUUGCCGAACUCCCCAAGAACAAGAACGUCGUUCUCGGUGUCGUCACGUCCAAGUUCCCCGAGCUUGAGAACAAGGACGAGAUGAUCUCUCGCGUCCAGCAAGCCGCCGAAUACAUCGCCAAGGGCACUGGCCAGUCGAAGGAGGAUGCUCUUCAACAGAUCUGCGUGUCGCCCCAGUGCGGGUUCGCAUCGCACGCCGAGGGCAAUGCGCUCGGCUACGAGGACAUGAGGAAGAAGCUGCAGCUUGUCCGAAGCAUCGCCGAUUCCGUCUGGCCCGGCCAGCCGUAGGCGAUCGGUAUGAAAAGAAUCUUUUGAUGAUUUAGCGAUGUUUGUAUUGUUGAAAAUCGAAUGCUGCUUUCAACACGGCGUUCUUGUUUGAGGAGAUUCAUUGGGUGGGGUUGUGGAGAUCAGUUCUUGUUCAACAUCUUGGAAAGCUAUAUGCAUGUUCUUUUUCUAGUGUCAAAUACACUGUUUCUGAAGGGUAAUGUCGAGAAUUCUCGGCAUUCAGGAGGGGUAAACAUACCCCCAUAAGUCGAUAAAAAGUAAAACCAUAUCUACAACCAUGAGUCGUAGAUCAAAUGAAAUCAGC
Messenger RNA from Aaosphaeria arxii CBS 175.79, 1674 nucleotides. Its product is annotated as methionine synthase-like protein. Lineage: Eukaryota; Fungi; Ascomycota; Dothideomycetes; Pleosporales. The coding region runs from base 153 to 1373 and encodes 406 amino acids. Gene Ontology annotation, molecular function: 5-methyltetrahydropteroyltriglutamate-homocysteine S-methyltransferase activity; zinc ion binding. The transcript is spliced from 4 exons. The record is from RefSeq and is a predicted model, not a curated record.